Messenger RNA from Chlorocebus sabaeus (green monkey), 2702 nucleotides. The record is from RefSeq and is a predicted model, not a curated record. NCBI's taxonomy places the organism in Eukaryota, Metazoa, Chordata, Mammalia, Primates, Cercopithecidae.
GUGGGCAGCGGGGGUGAUAAGCCCUUUCGUGUUUUCGGGAUGGUAAGUUUGGGGCACAGGUGAGUGAAGACCGAAGGCCAGGGGUGGACUGACACUUCGUGGUAGGCGCAGGCCAGGGCAGGGGGGCGGCUUGGGGGUGGCAGGGUUUGGGUGAGAAAUGGCAGCACAUGGGGAACGAACGCAGGGCUCGGGGGCCUUCAGAGCCAAGCCCCGACGCCCCUUCCCACCUGCGGGGCAGAACUGGAGACGGCAGGGGGAAAGGUUAGGGAGGGUGGUUCCUAAAGGAGAUGCCAUCCCUGGUAAGGGGACACGGGCCCCUGGGAGUUGGGUUGGGCCACAAGGAGAGGCCUGAAUGGCCAAAGGGAGGAGGUGUGCGGGAAGCCGCAGCGUCAGACCUCUGCCUACUCCCUCAGAUCGUGAGGCUCCCCAGCCUGGCUCGGGGGACCCCGAGAUCCCCGGCCGGCGACAGCAGGCGGAUCAGACCCCCUGCUCCUGUCCGCCUCUGGGUCCCUACAGACAUGGGGAGGGGAGGACGGAGGCCCCAGCUCCCUGCGGGGGAGGGGCGUGAAGACGCGCGAGGUUCGGGGGAGAUGAGCCGGCGUCGCCAUGACAACUGGGCUGGUGGUCCGGCCCUGGGGACCCGGGAGGGAAGGAGGAGUAGUGGCCACACGCGCUGGCGGGGGCGGGGGCCCGGGUCUCCCAGGAGUACUUGGGGAACACCCGGCAAUUCUGGCGGCUGCUUCCUGGUGGCGCAGGGAGCCCGCGUGUUUGCGAGUGCGUGUGCGUGCGAAGUUCUCCGGCCAGGGGUGCUGCAUGAGGGGCCGCAGGGGCGACCGCAUGACCAUCAACAUCCAGGAGCACAUGGCCAUCAACGUGUGCCCCGGGCCCAUCCGGCCCAUCCGCCAGAUCUCUGACUACUUCCCCCGCCGGGGACCAGGACCUGAAGGGGGCGGCGGCGGCGGCGGCGGGGAGGCCCCCACCCAUCUGGCCCCCCUGGCUCUGGCCCCCCCUGCAGCCCUCCUUGGGGCCGCCACGCCUGAGGAUGGUGCGGAAGUGGACAGCUAUGACUCGGAUGAUGCCACCGCCCUGGGCAUGCUGGAGUUUGACCUUCUCUAUGACCGGGCCUCCUGCACUCUGCAUUGUAGCAUCCUCAGGGCCAAGGGCCUCAAGCCCAUGGAUUUCAAUGGCCUCGCCGACCCCUACGUCAAGCUGCACCUGCUGCCUGGAGCCUGUAAGGCUAAUAAGCUAAAAACGAAGACUCAGAGGAACACACUGAAUCCCGUGUGGAAUGAGGACCUGACGUACAGCGGGAUCACGGAUGAUGAUAUCACGCACAAGGUGCUCAGGAUUGCCGUCUGUGAUGAGGACAAGCUGAGUCACAAUGAGUUUAUUGGGGAGAUCCGCGUGCCCCUCCGCCGCCUGAAGCCUUCGCAGAAGAAACAUUUUAACAUCUGCCUCGAGCGCCAGGUCCCGCUGGCAUCCCCCUCUUCCAUGUCGGCGGCGCUGAGGGGCAUCUCCUGUUACCUGAAGGAGUUGGAGCAGGCGGAGCAGGGGCCAGGGCUGCUGGAGGAGCGCGGCCGCAUCCUGCUGAGUCUCAGCUACAGCUCACGGCGCCGGGGACUGCUGGUAGGCAUCUUGCGCUGCGCCCAUCUGGCUGCCAUGGACGUCAACGGUUACUCGGACCCCUACGUCAAGACGUACCUGAGGCCUGAUGUGGACAAGAAAUCCAAGCAUAAGACAUGCGUGAAGAAGAAGACUCUCAACCCAGAAUUUAACGAGGAGUUUUUCUACGAGAUAGAGCUCUCCACUUUGGCCACCAAGACCCUGGAAGUCACCGUCUGGGACUAUGACAUUGGCAAAUCCAAUGACUUCAUCGGUGGCGUGUCCCUGGGGUCAGGUGCCCGAGGCGAGGCUCGGAAGCACUGGAGUGACUGCCUGCAGCAGCCGGAUGCAGCCCUGGAGCGCUGGCACGCCCUGACCAGCGAGCUGCCCCCCGCAGCUGGGGCUCUGUCCUCAGCCUGAGUGGACAGCAGUGUCCUGGCACAGCCCUAUCGGGCCGGGUGCAGUACCCAACCUUCGCACGAGUGUGUUGCACGUUUACACGGGGUGGGCUGCCCCCACCCUGCACUACCUGUCUUAUUUUUGUGAAUCUCCGUGACCUGGGUCUGUCUGCUCGUGAGGGGCUGUGGAGUUCUAUAUUCAUAUAUGCAAACCUCCUGCCUGACUCGCUAGUCCCUGCAAAUAUGCAAAGCUCCCCUCCUCUGCACACCCGGGCAGUGCUGAGCCCGGCCCCAGGCCCCCACGCUCCUCGCUCCUGCCUCUCCACGCUGCCCCGUCCCUCUCCCCCCACAGGGAGGAGGUCGGAUUAGGGGAGGUUCAGAGGAGGAGAAUGCCUCAGAAAAAGAGAAAAGGACAAAAAACACACCCAGAGCCACUCCUUUAAUACAGAAACUUCAUUGCAAAAACCUAGCCCUGUACAGCUGCCCUUUUAAAGGGGUGGCCAUCACAGGGUCUCUGCCUCCCCAGCAGGGGGCAGAUGCUCCCGGCCACUCGUUUAAAUAACUGUCCCCUGGAGGGGGCCAGAGUUUGAAGGCAGGGCCCUUGCCACCCUCCUGGGGGACACCCGUGCAUGUUUACGCCUUUUCUGGUUGUGUCAGUGGCCGGAGCAUGGCAGCUGGGCGUCAAUAAACACCUCCGAGGAA